AUGGAGGUUAGUGACUAUAUCGAGUUCGGUCUCCCCGGAUCCGUGCUGUACCGGGGAUUUCUCCUGUCUGACCCUCCCGCUUCCGCCUCCACCACCGCACCCGGCGCCGUUACCGCGUCCAACAAGUCUUCGUCCUCCCCUUCUCCGCCUUCCAUCAUUCAGUCCGGGCGAGGUCAGGAGGACACCUCGAUCCUGCACCCGAUCUCCACGUGGAAUGACAUUCCGAUUCGCCCUGCUGACUCAGCUUUAUCGCACGGCGGCGGUGGAUUCGCUCUUGAAGCGGCGCCGGGCCUGGAUGGGCUUAUGGCGGGCGACAGCAUUGCUAUGGUUUGCUGCACGCCGCGUAACUCGUGGGUGCAAAUCGAGGCGGCUUGUAACGAGGCGUGUCAUCCGCUGCGCGUUCGCCAGGUGGACGGUUUACCCGCUCAUUACAGUCACAAUCUCGAUUGGAACCUCGGGAUCAUCCCGCAGACGUGCUCCUGCCGCCAAGGCGACAACGCCGGAGCGGCUCUUCAGGCUGGAUCUGGCGAUGCUUGUACGUCCUGCGAUAAGGCAUGCGACGAGGCAGCCUGUGACACGGCGACAUCCGCGACCAUGUGCGACGGGGCGUGCGACACGCACGCGCCGUUGGAGGUGAUCGAAAUCGGGCGCAUGGAGGCUCGAGUGGGGCAGGUGUAUCUGAUGAAGCCGCUGCUCGCGUUCCUCGUCGUCAGCCCCGACCUGAAAUCGUCCUGGAAGAUCGUGGCCGUCAACUCAUCUGAUCCGAUGGCUGCGGCGCUGCUGGAUUCGCGAAGUGGUUACCCGUCGAUCCGCCGAGCACCAUCGCGGGUCGCGCAGCAGCAGGGGAAUGCGCAGCAGGAGGGCAGGAAGUUGACCAGGCACUGGCGGUCGUCCUCUUCAUGUGCUCUCGAGAUCCCCACCGGAAUGCUACUAGACUCUCCCUCCCCCGUACAUCGCUCCUCGUCUUCCCGCCUGCUUCAGCCCCUCACCCCCUCCGCCUUGACUCGCUCCGCGUCUGAGUUCCUGCGCCAACCCCUCACGCCUUCCCGUUUGCCACUUCCCCCCUUGCCGCCUCUCACCCCUCGCCGCCAACCACGCGCCUUCUCGCCCUCCUCGUCCUCCUCCCACAAACAGGCGGCCUCAAGGAGGUACGACUUCCGGCGUUCAAUGUCUGCUCACACGGAACGGGAGUCCCAAAAACCACCUGCCAGGGCUGGGAAGCUGGGAAAGUCUGGCAAAUCGGAUGGACUUGGCGCAGAUCUGCUGCCUGAUAACCCAUGUGGAAAGUUCAGUGCGGAUUUGCUGCCUGCUACACCAAAAGGGCGUGUUGGACUGCCCAAGACCCCGAGGGCUGGGAAACUGGAGCGUGCUGUACAGCCCAAGACGCCGAGGGCAGGAUCUGAACUUUCUGGAUCUUCAAAGGGACGCGUCGAGCAGCCGAAAACGCCCGGAGCGCCCAACACGCCCAACGCUCCUAAAACGCCCGACGCGCCCAAAACGCUCAACCCGCCCAAAACACCCAACCCGCCCAAAACGCCCAACACUCCCAAAACUGCCAACCCGCCCAAAACCCCCAUCACGCCCAAAACGCCCAUCACGCCUAAAACACCCAAAACACCCAGCAUUUCCAACACGCCGAAGACGCCAAAAACGCCGAGAAGAACGGCUGAAGAAGCCAGCAGCUUCCGCAGGUCGCCAGCAGCAAUGAGCGAGCAGUCCAAGACCGCCCAAUCCCAAGCAGGCAAUGAGGUGCCCAAGACCCCCUCCAGGGCAAGAAAUGAGCUUGGGCUGAUUACCCCAAGGGGGCAAAGGGAGCUGGGUAAGACUCCCAAUCCUGCCGUUGGUGCUGGUGCUGCUGCUGCUGGUGGUGGCGUCGCUGCUGCUGCUGCGGCUGCUGCUGGUGUUACUGCUGCAAGCCCACGGGACGCAAUGAAUGAAGGAGCUGACCGCAGUAGCUUGUCACCAAAGCAGACAGUGGGAGGUGCUGGCAAUGGUGGUGGUGAGAAGAGCGGCAGCAAGGGCAGGAUGCUGAAAGCCGUGCUGAAGCUGUUUGGGAAAAGCCGGGGGAAAGGGCAGAGCCAGAGCAACAGCAGCAUGCAGGGCCCGAGUGCAGAUGCUUCAGUUGGCCGGGUCACGCCUUCCCUGGACUCCCCUUCUCUGAAUGCGCUGCAUUCUGCCCGGUCUGCUUCUGUGGGUUCCUUAAGCUCUCUGGCUGCUGCUGAUGCUGAUGCUGAUGCUGUGGCGGAUGCUGAUGUUGAUUCUGAUGCUGAUGUUGAUGCUGAUGCGGAUGCUGACUCUGGUGCAGCUCCUGAUGGUGCUGAUUUUGUUGCUGACCUUGACGAUCCUCAUGCUGAUGCAGGAGAGACAUCAUUCGACCUCCCAUACUCAUCCAAUGGUCUCCAAGGUGACAUUUACGCUGACAGCACCAUGCCUCUCUCCGACAACACUGAAAGCAGCACUGACGUGUUGGACCGUUUCAAGCGUGCUCUCUCUGAUAACACCGAGCGAUCCCGGCCUCGUUGCUCUGAGGACACCUUUUGCUCGGGCAGCAGCCCAAGUCUUCCUGACGGCAGCACUGAUGUGUUGGCUCGCUUUAAACGUGCUCUCUCCGACAACACCGAGCGAUCCCGGCACGAGUCGCCACAGCACAGCCCAUACGCUGCUGCUGCUGCUGCUGCUGCCCCGUCCUAUGCCUCUCCACCUCCACACCCAGAUUCAUAUGGAAUCCCCGUGCACGCUACUCCCGUCUACCCUGCACAAGGGCAGGAAUUGCGGGAGGUGGUUCAAGGGCAGGGGUUGGGGCACGGGGGCUAUGAGGCAGUGAGAGCCUCAGCAGCAGCGCAGCUGGCCCCCCUCAUUUGCCUCACCCCGCCCUUCCCUUCACCAGUUGAUGCCUCCCCUUCUCCUGUGGAUGCCUCCCCUUCACCAGCUAAUGCCUCCACUUCCCCAAUUACCACUUCGUUUUGGCCCCUUGGCAGCAGCAGCAGCAGCAGCGGCAGAAGCAGCAGCAGCAGAGAUAUCAAAUUCGUUGUUGCAGCUGCUGCUGAUGCCGAUGCUGCCCUCACCGCUGCUGCAUCUAUUGUCGUGGGGACAGCAGGAUUUAGAAAGAACAGUUUUGAGCCGUCUCAGAACCCGGUUACAGAGGCGGAGGAGGAGGAGGAGGAGGAGGAGGAGGAGGAGGAGGAGGAGGAGGAGGAGGAGGAGGAGGAGGAGGAGGAGGAGGAGGAGGAGGAAUGCACUUGCAUGCACCAGAAGGGAACAGGAGGAGAAGAAGAUUCGAUCUCAUGGGUCGACUCAAGCUACACCACCUUCUCUCAUCCCGGUGACUCACGCCACUCGAAAAACGAAUCUUCUUAUAAUGAGGAGUAUGUUUCCGGUGGUUGUUCUGACAGUGAGGAGGAUUAUGGCGGUGGUGGGUGGGCUUAUAAUGAAGCCCUUGCCGAGUGUGUGUAUGGGGAUGAAGGGAGCAUGGGGAGCGGCUAUGGCAGGAGAGCACACAGGAGCAGCAGCGUGGGCACAAGUAUCCAGAGCAUGGGUCGUACCACCUCUUCUCCUGGAAACCAGCAUGGUGUUCGAUCGCGACACUGCAGGAGUGCUAGUGUCGUGCCUGAACGCACCUUCGAACGCGCCCUUGAACUGACCUUCGUUCCGACCCUGCGGCGCCGAGACAGUGUGGGGAGCGUGGGGAGCGUGGGGAGUGUGAGCAGUGCAAACUUGGUGUGUGAUCGGAUCCUGAGUAUGUGUGACGUCUCACCCGUUCCUAUCAUUCUCUCCUCCGACCUGGGUAGUCGGGGGUGGGCUCGUAGGGUGGCUGCUGCAGAGAGACUUGAUGUUUGGUCUGCAGGCAGUGAAUAUGAGUUUGAAGCAGCGGCAGUCGCAGAAGGAGGAGGUGAAGGAGAAGGGGCAGCAGAGGCAUGGUUUGCUUCAUCAGUUACAGUUACAGACUACUCUUCUGUUGCAGCAGGAACAGCUGCAGGAACAGCAGCAGGGGCAGCAGCAGUAUUAGGAGCAGGAGCAGCAGCAGCAGCAGCAGCAGCAGCAGCAGCAGCAGCAGCAGCAGCAGCAGCAGCAGCAGGCCGCGCAACCCCCUCUGCUGCCCCCCAGUUGUCAAGGAGACCAGCAGCAUCAUCCCGAAUUGGGCUCUUUCUGCCCGGCCUGCCCCACUGGACCAAGCGGUCGCUCCCACACUCGCUGCGCAUCUCCCGCUCGCUGCUCUCCUUUCAAGAGCGAGCGCUGCUGGAGCACCACCAGGAGACUGCCCUCCUGCAUGGCAUGGCUGGUCGAAAGGACGGGGAAAACGGGCUAUGGAGUCAGAUAAAUGAGGAGAGCAGCAACAAGGGGAGCAUUGAGCAGAGUAGUAAUGAGAAGAGACACGGGAGGAGGAGUGAGCGAGUGAAAAGCGAGAGCUCCCUUUUGUCAGCAGCAGCAGCGGCGGUGGCAGCACCAGUUUCGCCUGGAGAGUCGAUUCGAGCGGCCGUGGCCGUCUAUUCCGCGUCGAGAGAGUUUUGGCGGCCCCCCUCCACCCCCAAGCCUGUCAUGGCCUGCCAACUUAAGCAAGCCAAGCUGUGCCUCCCCAUGUAUUCCCCCCCUGUGCCGCCCAUUGGGCUGGAGAAACUAAUGGAGGGUACAGCAGGAGCAGGUGGGACUGGUGGGUUUGCUGGCUUUGCUGGGCUGGCUGGAUUUGGUGGGGGAGGUGGGUGGGGGUUGGGUGCAGGCUGGUGGGGUGCGGUAGAGGGAGCGGGGGAGGAGAGGAACGAGGGGACGGGAGAGGCGGGGUGGCUGGGGUUUGAAGGGUUGGUGGACGCGGCAAGGGGGGUGAUGUGGGGGGGAGGAGGGGAUGGAGGUGGGGAGGGUUUGAAGGAGGAGAAAGAAGGGAGUUUGGGUGCAGCUGUUGGGAAGGAGGGUAUGGGAGAUGAGGAAGAAGGGGAAGUGGAAGGAGAAGAGGAGGGGUUGACUGCAGGAGUUGAGGAGAAAUGUUUUGUGAUAGGUGAGGAGGGAGACAACAAGGGAAUGGCAGGAGAGGGAGGAGCAAAGGUAGGUGGGUGA
This is a messenger RNA of Closterium sp. Naga37s-1, 5046 nucleotides long. Lineage: Eukaryota; Viridiplantae; Streptophyta; Zygnematophyceae; Desmidiales; Closteriaceae. The record is from the annotation of a GenBank genome assembly.